Messenger RNA from Angiostrongylus costaricensis, 261 nucleotides. Lineage: Eukaryota; Metazoa; Nematoda; Chromadorea; Rhabditida; Metastrongylidae. The record is from the annotation of a GenBank genome assembly.
AUGAUGGCUAAUCAUGCUGGCGACAUAGUCGUGGUGUACGUAACGAAAGCGCUUUGGCAAGAGUUUUGCGAACGACAUUGGCAAGAGUUUGAAGAGUUUGAAGAACUUAGAAAUCAGCACGGUUUACAUUCCCAUAGGAAGACGUCAAUGGUCGUUGAUCCGUCACCAUCUGUACAGCGAUCUCGCACAGUGGCAAUCGGCAACCCAACAGCCAACAACAUGAGCGAUUCCGUCCACAGCGAUUCGAUCAACUAUCUCUGA